Messenger RNA from Dreissena polymorpha, 1275 nucleotides. RefSeq lists its product as uncharacterized. The record is from RefSeq and is a predicted model, not a curated record. The transcript has 4 exons. Bases 159 to 560 code for a protein of 133 amino acids. NCBI's taxonomy places the organism in Eukaryota, Metazoa, Mollusca, Bivalvia, Myida, Dreissenidae.
GGUAACUGUUGAAGACUGCCAAAGUCCAGAUGUCCUUCAUGAGUCAGAAUCUCUGAAGUCGCAACCAGCCAGUAUGGAGUCAGGAGGUUUAAGCCCAGUAUAUCCACAGUACAAACCAACUGAGGCUUAUAAAGAGAUUGAACCAGUUAGUUCCAGUGAUGGAUUCAAUCUAUCAAAUCAAGAAGAUUCAGACUGUGACUCAGAUGAUGAUCCAGCAUACAUCCCUGACACAGACUCUGAUGAUACAGAACCUGAAAGCAGUGGAACUCAACACACAACUAGAAAGAGUGUUGUUAAAUUUGGUUCAGCACUUUCAACAGCAGAUGUUGGAAAAGCAAUUGCCAUACUUGAUGAGGAUUCAGAUGGUGAUAUGGAAGUUUCUUCGUCUGAAGACAAAGUUCCUAACACCCAUUCAACUGUGCAUUCACAAAAGGAUAAAGGUGUUUAUCUGCAGUCAAAAAAAUUACCACGGGAUGGCUGUCAAAAGAGAUAUGACAAAAUUAACUUCUGUGUUUACUGCAAGAAGGCGGUUAAAUCCAAAAUAUCUAGACAUCUCUUAACCCACAAGGAACGUCAAAAGGUUCUUCAAAUCCGACUUCUGCCAAAGAAAUCAAAGCAGAGGGAAAAUCUUUUCACAGAACUUGUGAAUGAAGGUAACUUCAAACACAAUAUAGAUGUUAUUAGUACAGGUGAAGGUGUCCUCAUUACAGCACGAAGAGAAAACAUCGAUCAGGAAAAACAUCAUUCACACCAAGAUUAUGUUCCUUGUGUAUACUGUAAAGGAUUUUACUUGAAAAAACUAUUAUGGCAUCAUCUCCAUUCGUGUAAAAUGCGGCCAAAUGAUACUAAAGGUGAUAAUAUGACGGACACAAAAAAUGCUGUACGGAAGGCCAAAAGCCUACUUUACGGUUGUUUGCAUACUGAAAAUGAAAAGGCUGUUGCAGAAAUGCUACGCACAAUGCAUGAUGAUGAUAUAAAGGAAGUUGUUAAAAAAGAUACUAUUAUUAAGUUGUUCAGUUCAAUGCAGGUGUGUGCAUUGGGAGGGAAACACAUACAGAAGAAAAAUGAUAUGCAUAGGAUUAGCCAAAAUGCUAGGACCUUGGCUCGUCUAGUGAUAAAAGCAAGUGAGCAUCUGCCAAUGGUCAGCUUGAACAAGCUUCUUUGUAAAGAUAACUUUGACCUGGUUGUUAAUAGCACCUUGAGUCUGUCGCAUAACAGUGUCACCGUUGCUAACAAAAUGGGUCAUCUGCUUGGUCAUUGUAUAAUGAUUAAAAA